Messenger RNA from Micropterus dolomieu (smallmouth bass), 1454 nucleotides. It is a transcript of the gene ccn6, whose product is annotated as cellular communication network factor 6. Gene Ontology annotation, molecular function: integrin binding; heparin binding. NCBI's taxonomy places the organism in Eukaryota, Metazoa, Chordata, Actinopteri, Centrarchiformes, Centrarchidae. Bases 1 to 1014 code for a protein of 337 amino acids. The record is from RefSeq and is a predicted model, not a curated record. Gene Ontology annotation, biological process: cell adhesion; signal transduction. The transcript has 5 exons. Gene Ontology annotation, cellular component: extracellular region; extracellular matrix.
AUGAACGCGCAAACAGAGUGGAAGCAGUACUUCAGCAGGGCUCAGAACAAUGGGCAGCUGGCUCCUCGAGACGGACGGGCUGUGGCCGAGAGGCGGCAGUUCUGCCAGUGGCCCUGCAAGUGUCGGGAAAGACUUCCUUGUGCCCCGGGGGUGAGCUCUGUCCUAGACGGGUGCGGCUGCUGCAAGAGCUGUGCCAGGCAGAUCGGAGAGUCGUGCAACGAGAGGGAUGUCUGUGACCCGCACAAGAGCAUGUACUGCGACUUCUCAGCUGACCACCCAAGAUACGAGGUUGGAGUGUGUGCAUACAUGAUGGCCGUGGGCUGUGACCUGAAUGGGGCCCACUAUGAGAACGGAGAAGCUUUCCAGCCCAGCCCACUCUAUAAGUGCACAUGCAUUGCUGGAGCCAUCGGCUGUACCCCUGCUUUCAUCGAGAAGCCUGCCGGUCUCUUAGGCCCUGCCCCGCUGAUGGGCAGCAUGCCAGCCGGCCUUCGCAGUGGCCAGAGCCCAAAGAAGCACCAGCAGGACACUACCUACAUGUCAGCUUACAGGGAUCCUCCUUUAGCCUGGAAGAAGAACUGUCUGAUCCAGACCACCCCCUGGAGCCCCUGCUCCAAAACCUGCGGCCUAGGCAUCUCUGUGCGUGUCAACAACGACAACAGCAAAUGUGAGAUGAGGAAGGACAGACGCCUGUGUCUGCUGCGACCGUGCGAGAAGAGUGUGAUGAAGAGUGUUAAGGUGCCAAAGGGAAAGACGUGCCGGCCUAAAUUCCAAGCAAAGAAAUUGGAGAAGCUGACACUCUCAGGCUGUACUAGUACCAAGAAGUUUAAGCCCACGUACUGCGGUGUCUGCACAGACAAGCGCUGCUGUGUCCCCAACAAGUCACGCAUGAUCAAGGUCAACUUCACGUGCAAGGGAGGCUCCAUAGAGUGGAAGAUGCAGUGGAUAAUGUCAUGCGUGUGCCAGAGGAAGUGCAAUGAUCCAGGUGACAUGUUUUCUGACCUGCGGUUACUCUAAAUGAUCCCUCCAAGAAGUCCAGAGACAGUCACAGGAUACGAGCCCUGCUGUGGCAGACUAAGGACUGAAAGUUAUGCAUACUUAGGUUACUAAGUUCUCCUCACAGUAAAACAAGCUGAAACUGCAAAACCUCAUUUUAUAAGAAUGGCUGAAAUCAUUAAAUAAAUGAAAAUAUAGGUUUUUAGUUAUGAUAAAAGCGUUUAUGAAUCUUACGUGCAAGAACAACAAAGACUGUGGCCAGUGCAGUAGCUGUAACAGCAGAUGUCGACUCAUUAACAGUACCUCACAAUGCUAUGAACAGGGAGCCUAAACAAUGCCAAGUCAGGUCAUACUACAGGUUUAAAUAAACUCUUCCAUUCUUUUUACAAGUUCCUGCUUUUUUUUUGUUGAUAAAUUAGACAAUAUUCAUAUAUAUAAGUUAUAAAAGUAUAGACAAAAGA